Cololabis saira (Pacific saury) is the source of this 1218-nucleotide messenger RNA. RefSeq names its product zona pellucida sperm-binding protein 4-like. The transcript has 8 exons. The coding region runs from base 1 to 1218 and encodes 405 amino acids. Gene Ontology annotation, molecular function: structural constituent of egg coat; acrosin binding. The record is from RefSeq and is a predicted model, not a curated record. Gene Ontology annotation, cellular component: egg coat. Lineage: Eukaryota; Metazoa; Chordata; Actinopteri; Beloniformes; Belonidae. Gene Ontology annotation, biological process: binding of sperm to zona pellucida; prevention of polyspermy.
AUGGAGCUCCUCAAGUGGCUGUUUGGUGUUGUUUUUGUUUGCCAUGUUUCUGCGCAGAAUGUCUGGUCGCAGAAGUACCAGCCUUCCUUGGAGCAGUUUUCCCACCAGGAAACAGUCCCUGCAGCUGCAGCUACCUUUGACGAAUGUGAUGUGGAGGAGGCUGAGAAGAUUCAGUGUGGAGCUCCAGAUAUCACUGCUGAAGAGUGUGAGGACAUCAACUGCUGCUUCAAUGGGCGUCAGUGCUACUACAGAAAUGCAGUGACUGUGCAGUGUACCAGGGAUGGCCAGUUCAUCAUCAUUGUGGCUAGAGAUUCCACAAUGCCACCCAUAGAUGUGAAUUCAAUCAGUCUGCUGGCUGCUGAUGAUGAUUCCUGUGGCCCAGUUGAUGAAAGCUCAGCAUUUGCCAUCUUUCAGUUCCCUGUGACUGCAUGUGGCACAACACUCAAGGAUGAUGACGAUUAUGUAGUCUACGAGAACCACAUGUCCUCUUCCUAUGAAGUGGGCCUUGGACCCCGUGGCUCUAUCACCAGGGACAGCCAUUUUGAGCUGCUGUUCCAGUGUAGAUACUCUGGCUCAGCUGUGGAGGCUCUCGUCCUGGAAGUGAACCCUCUUCCCUCCCCACUAGCAGUUGCAGCAGCUGGACCCCUGAGAGUGGAGCUCAGGCUAGGAAGUGGCCAGUGUUACGCAAAAGGAUGUGUGCCUGACGAAGCAGCAUACGACUCCUUCUACACUCAGUCAGACUACCCAAUCGUUAAAGUGCUGAGGGAACCAAUCUAUGUUGACGUUCAUCUCCUGGGCCGCUCUGACCCAAACAUCGUCCUGAACCUUGAGCACUGCUGGGCCACCUCCACACCAAAUCCUCAGAGCCUUCCACAGUGGGACCUCCUGAUUGAUGGGUGCCCCUACCACGAUGACAGAUACUUGACCACAGUGGUUGCUAUGGAUGCCUCCUCUGGCGUUGAGUACCCGACUCACUACAAACGCUUCAUCAGCAAGAUGUUCACGUUUGUUACUCCAGAAACCCUCACUCCCCAAAAGGAGACUGUUUUCAUCCACUGUUCCACAGCUGUGUGCCGUCCAAGCAGCUCCAACUCCUGUGAACAACGCUGCCACAGGCAACGAAGGGCUGCUGUAGAGAUCGUCCCCUCAAGCCAGAAGGUUCUUGUGUCAAGUGGUGAAGUGAUCCUGACUGAGCAGAGGAAGUCCACGAAUGAAUGA